AUAAUAUUUACCGGAUUUGUUUAUUUGGCACCUGAUUCCCAGUGAGUAAAUUCCAACGACAUUGCGCAACGACACCUUCAUCGCUUCUUCUACAGCUUGCGUGUCCCGCGAAACACACCUCACAAACCACUUCUUAUUCCUUUCUCCCUCAAAUCCUGAGGCUUGAUCAUCAUCAAUCAUCACCUGUUUCCAAAACAGCUUUCUGAAGAACAACAUCAAAACCCUACCCUGCAAUCCGCGAUGCAACAAGGAGAUUACAGUUCCGCUCCAUAUUACCAAUUCCCUCAUCUUCAAAACCCUAACCCUAACCCCAACCCUGUGCCUUCCGAUCCUCUCCCCAACAAUCCCUACGCUUCUGCACCUCCCUUCACUCCCAAUUACGUUCCUUCCGAUUACACCCCUUACCCCUCAUCCUAUCCCCCUUCCUACUCGCAGAACCCCGAUCCUACUCCACCCACCGCUCCUUCCUACCCUCCGUCUUCCUCCAACCCUAAUUUGCCUCCCUUCAAUUCCAACUUCGAAUCCAACCCUUCUUACCAACCACCACCCUCUCAACCCUAUUUCCCACCCUAUGAUCAGCAGCAAACGCCUCCCAAUUACGCCCCGCCCCCUUCAUCAAUUCCUUCCACCCCCAAUUCCACUGCUUCGUACUCUUCCUUAUAUAAUUCCGCUCCUUACGGCCACACAGCUGGAUCCUCCGUUCCUCCGGUUCCAGCAUACGAAGCCUCAUACGAUAAUCCGGUGAAGCCCGAUCAUGGGAGUGGCUUUUUCGAUGAUAGAUAUGGUGGUUUUAAUCGGAGCCGUUCCGAUUUGGGAUCCGAUUAUUAUGGGAAGCGUCACGAUGGCAGCGUUUCGAGGUACGAAGGUGGCGGUGAAGAAGGUUAUGGAGAUGGUGUGUAUGCUUAUGAAGGGGGCAAAGUGGAACCAUAUGGGGCGCGAGGCACUGCGCCGAAAUCGUCGACGUGGUCAGCGUUUGAUGAUUAUGGGAGGUCAAUCAGUUUCCCCUCUCAGAAGGAAACUUCUGUUGGGGGGAAGAUUGUGAAGGCAGUGCCAAAGGCUGAUACCCAAGAAGACGUGAAAGGUGGCGUGCAGAAAUUUCGGGUGAAGCUGUUGGCAGAGAGUGGUGGUCAGAGCACUAUGGAUGUUCUCUGUCAGAUUGGUUUGGAUGGAAUUCGUAUGUUGGAUCCAUAUACCAGUCGGACUUUGAGAAUAUAUCCUCUUGAGAAUGUAACAAGAUGUGAUAGAAUGGAUUCAUCUACCUUUGCAUUUUGGUCAAAGAGCCCGGUGGACAUUGAGCCAAGACGAAUCAGAUUGCAAUCCAAUAGCUACACUACUAACACACUUUUGGAUACUGUGACUGCUGCAACCAUACAGUUCAAGGAAAUGGGUGGAAGCAAGAGGCCUGUUGAAUCAGUGAAAAUAAAUGAACAGCCUGCAGAAAGAAAGAAAGGGUUUGGCGAUUGGAUGAAUCUGAUUAAACCUGCCAAUGAAGAGAAGGAUCAUUGGGUCCCAGAUGAAGCUGUCUCAAAAUGUACAGCAUGUGGCACUGACUUUGGGGCUUUUGUUCGUAAGCAUCACUGUAGGAACUGUGGUGAUAUUUUCUGUGACAAAUGUACGCAUGGUAGAAUUGCUCUAACUUCUGAUGAGAAUGCUCAACCAGUUCGAGUUUGUGACCGGUGCAUGGCAGAAGUGACUCAGCGGCUUAACAGUGCUAAAGAGUCAUCGAGUAAACCUGCAUUGCAGAGUCAUGAGGAUCUUGCCAGGAAACUUCAGGAGGAGCUGGAGAGAAAUCGAAAGUUAUCAGUUUACAAGCCUGAGGGAUCUGGAAGACGGAUGAAGGAAGUUGCAUGCCCUAUUUGCACAGUCCACCUGCAGGUUCAGGUGCCUAGCUCAGGUUCAGAGACCAUUGAGUGUGGAGUUUGCCAGCACCCAUUUCUCGUGAGUGCUCAUUGAGUUCAGAUAGCAUUAAUACGGAAGGUGUCUAUAUGUUUCCCAAGUUUAAAACUCAAUUGUUUUACUGAUCUCUGUCUUGCACAUUGAUAAUUAAUGAUGGGGAUUGCCUUAUGUUUAUUAUACCUAUGGGCUUGUUUGAUGACCAAUUUUCAUCUGCAGCAUUUUAUUUUUCUCGUUUUCGUGCUUUGAGCUUGGUGUGCUUUGUUAGUUGUUUACUUCUCUUUUUCACCCCCUCAAAUUCGUUGGUCCGCUUGUAUAAAAUAGAUGCUGAACUUGUACAUGUAUAGCUAUGUUAAAAUUCAUUUUGGUUUAAGAUGAUUCGAUGGCUCGUCAGCUCUGAGAUUUGGUAACUUUUAAAUCACUAGGCCAACUGGGCUGCAUUUAUGAGACAUUACGUGAUGUUUUAUAAUUUAUAGCAGAAUAUCAUUUGUUU
Molecule: messenger RNA, 2386 nt
Organism: Abrus precatorius (Indian licorice)
Lineage: Eukaryota; Viridiplantae; Streptophyta; Magnoliopsida; Fabales; Fabaceae
Product: protein FREE1
Exons: 10
Coding region: 241-1953 (570 amino acids)
Biological process (GO): intralumenal vesicle formation; multivesicular body assembly
Cellular component (GO): late endosome membrane; ESCRT I complex
Molecular function (GO): metal ion binding; ubiquitin binding
Source: RefSeq, a predicted model, not a curated record